AUGGAGGCUGAACGAAUAACCGGAUCCCCGCCUGCACCGGCAGAGAUUGAGCUGCACCUCUCCCCAUACAAAAACCAUCCAGAAGAGGCAGAUGGUUACCAUAUCGCGCCGCAAAAUGCAGUUGUUUCUGGCGAUUAUCAAACGAAAACGAAACCAUCGCUGUUAGCUGAAGACUUUCGUCAGCUUUCUAUAAGUCCAGCUCCCAGUGGAAGACUUUCCCCGAUUCCCCAUGGACCAUAUAAUCCGACGGGAGUUCAUCCGCCUCCUCUCGAAGCGCCGUCGUCUCGGUUGAAACAGUUUUGGAUAAGAAACAAGCCUUCUAUACUUGUCGCAGUCUCUCAGUUUUUCGGGGCUUUGAUGAACCUCAGUGCUCGACUGCUGGAAUUAGACGGCGAUGGAAUACAUCCGAUCCAAGUGCUUCUCCUUCGGCAAGGGCUCACGUCUGUCGUCUGCUGUGCGUAUAUGUGGUGGAAGGGCAUCCCUGAUUUCCUCUUGGGCAAUAAAGAGGUCAGGUGGCUUCUGCUGGCUCGUGGUUUCUCGGGGUUCUUUGGCAUAUACGGCAUGUGGUAUUCCAUGAUGUAUCUGCCGCUCGCCGAUGCCACUGUCAUUGGCUUCCUCGCCCCUGGUGUGGCUGGUCUUUUAUGCUACUUUGCCUUGCGUGAGCCGUUUACACGACCGGAGCAAAUUGCCACGGGCGUAGCCCUUUUAGGGGUGAUACUCAUUGCUCAGCCAAUUUCUUUGUUCAUGGACCUCUCUUCGUCCGACGACCAGGUGGUGGAUGCUCCUGAGCAAGUGGAUGGGGCUUUCCCUGGUCUCGACCGCGAGCCCACUGCUGAAGAGCGGCUGCUCGCUGUUGGUGUUGCUCUUCUUGGGGUAUUGGGAGCUGCUGGCGCUUUCACAUGCAUUCGUACCAUUGGAAAGCGCGCUCAUCCUCUGAUCUCGGUCAACUUCUUCGGCAUGGCGUGCACAUUCAUCUGCAUCAUUGCGUUAAUUCUGGCGCCAACUCUCAACAUCAGCCAGCCUCACUUGAGGUGGAUCACGCCAACGUCUUGGAAGGGAUGGUUUCUGCUCCUCUGGAUUGCAGUGCCCGGCUUCAUAAUGCAAUACCUGUUGACUUCUGGCCUUGCAGCCGACAAGUCCAACAAAGCAAACGCCAUGAUAUAUACGCACAUGUUGUUUGCCGUCGGCUUUGACAAGUGGAUCUUCGACCACAGCAUGAGUAUGACAAGCCUGGCUGGCUGUGCUCUUAUUCUUGGCAGCGCCAUCACCGUCGUUUUCACAAAGAAUCCGCCAGUUCCAAAAGCGAACGAUGUCGAGAGGCAGGGGAAUCUAGAAGGAGAAGCAGAAGGAUCGCCGAUGCUUGUCGAUACGGGGGUUCAUGUAGAAGGAAUAAAUUUGAAUAGAAAUUGA
Molecule: messenger RNA, 1410 nt
Organism: Trichoderma gamsii
Lineage: Eukaryota; Fungi; Ascomycota; Sordariomycetes; Hypocreales; Hypocreaceae
Exons: 1
Coding region: 1-1410 (469 amino acids)
Cellular component (GO): membrane
Source: RefSeq, a predicted model, not a curated record